Paramacrobiotus metropolitanus is the source of this 1123-nucleotide messenger RNA. RefSeq names its product keratin, type I cytoskeletal 9-like. The transcript has 2 exons. The coding region runs from base 207 to 872 and encodes 221 amino acids. NCBI's taxonomy places the organism in Eukaryota, Metazoa, Tardigrada, Eutardigrada, Parachela, Macrobiotidae. The record is from RefSeq and is a predicted model, not a curated record.
GCAAAAACCGUAAACAAUACACAUGACUGCUAUCACAAUGUCCGUACAAACAGCGGCAUUUUCUGUGUAAAACCUACAUAAAGGAGCGUACAGCUGUUGCGCAGACUAAACUAUCGAAUUUAAAUGUAACAGGUACACUUGUCAGAUCUUUCCUGCUAUUAAGCUAAUCCUACAGUAUCUGUAGUUUACAGCUUCAUAAAAUCAUCAUGAAUUUCUUUUUAUGUUCAUGUUGGUUUAUUGCCUGCAUGUUGAUCCUUCCCAGUGAGAUCAUAGGCAAAGACAAACCCGCUUCAAAAGGAACAUCCUCGAAAUCCUCCCCCAGUAACCAAUCGAAAGGAAGCGAUGCAAGUGACGCCGGAGCCGGUGAUGGUAGUAGCGAUAGCGGCGCUAGUGGCAGCGAUAGCGGUAGCAGUGGUGGUGCGAGUAGCGGCAAAGACGGUGCAGACGGCACCGGUGACAGCAGCGAUGGUGGCGUCGAUGGUGGCAGUGAUGACGGCGGUGAUGCCGGUGGCGACGGCGAUGCCGGCGGUGAUGGUGGUGCGGAUGGUGACAGUGGCGGUGACGCUAACGGGCAAAGUGGUGGGAAUAGCACCGACGAUAGCGGAAAUGAUGCCGGUGGGAAAGGCGUUGGUGCUUACAACGGCAUUCCCGCGGCAGCGGCGGUUGGCGCUGGUGCGGUAGCUGUCCCCGUAUUGCUUAAGACGGCUCAUAGUCAUCUGCAUGGAAGAGGUGGACAUCGCCACACCGGCGGGCAGCAGAGGGGCGGUCUGCGGCAUGUGGGGCGUAAAGUGAAACAUGGCCUUCAAAGGGGCAAACAACGUCUACGGGGUCGCAAGCAGGGCGGCGCACAAAAAGGCGGAAAGAAGAACUAGCCAACGGUUACGAACAAAAUGCAGUAUUUUUUGGUGUUUUUCAUUAACUGGUGUAAGGUGUAUGACGCAGUAUCAUGUAUCUGUCUGAAACGCAUGUGUCAUAUUGACACCGUGAUGUUAAUCAAAAUGCAUAUUUCUGUGAUCCGUAAACUUCAAAGUGUGUUUUAAUAUUUCCGCUGUUUAUCUGAUUAUAUAUUUUUAUACCUAAUCUAUGUAUGUACGUGCUUAAUUUAGCGAAAAUAAAAACUUUG